AUAUACACAUUGGAAAAUUAUAUAAAAUAUGUAUAAUCAAGAGCAUAAAAUCGCGAACGUAAUUCGGUCAAGAAAAAAAUUACGCUUAAUCCUGAAGGUAAUUCUCUAGUUAACCAGAGUCGAUAAUCGAAGAUUUCGCGAUCCAAAGCGAUUUCGCAUGGUUUCGCCUUGUCGUAUCUCCCAAAGGCUACAAUCGAGAGAUUCACAGUGCAUGAGGAGUGAGGGUGAAGAGAGAGGCGUGAGAAGAGGAAGGAGGGAGAGAGAAAGAGAGUAAGAAAGAGGUAGCGUAAUGGCAGGUCGCCGGGAGCGAUUCGAAGUUAAAACCCCAACGGAUUCGGGUAUUUUCGCCGGCGCGGCCGCGAGGAGGGCCGGGAGAGAGAAAAAAUAGUUAAGAGGCUGGCACAGUAGAGGGCGGACGGGUGGGGUGGGGGCGCCGAGACUUGAGGGACAGGUGUCAACGGUACGCACACUACAUCGUCACUGGCCAUCCUUUUUUUGUCCAGCCAAGGAUUUUCGUCAUUGUGAAAAAUCUUAUUUUACCCGAGCGAUCGCCGAGCACGAGGUGCCAGCUGAGAUAAAUGGUAAGCGAACGCGGCCGAAGUGCUAGGAGAUCCUCGAGAGCGUCGGGGAAACGUCCCGUGCACGGCCAUUUUCUGCUGAAUUUCGUGCGAAUUCGGCCCCCGCGUAUCGACUGGGGGCGCGCGCGCGCGCGCCGGGAGGGGGAAAGACGCGUUCCCUCCUCUCUCUCUUUUUCUUUCUCUUUCUCUUUCUCUCUUGUUCUCCCCUAACGCAUCCUCUUCGUUCUCCUCUCAUCUUUCUCGAUAGCUCUCUCGCUUAGCCACGCUCGAGUCCUCCUCGCUUACCCUCCUGUCUCUUCACCGCUCUCGCGUUCCUUCAAGUUUCCGCACACACAAACGUGCCAAGCGCGCCCUGCCCAUCCCCCUAACGAUCAUUCUCCCCAUCCCUUCUCUCUCUCUAUCUCUCGCUCUCUCUCUCUCACUCUCUCUUUCUCUGUCUCUCUCUCUCUCCCUUCGACAGGCCACCCCGCCGUCGUCGCCGCGUCGCGACGAUCCCGGCCGCUACACAGUAGGCUCUUCGUUUUUUCCCUUCUCCCCACCGUCCGGAGAGUACGUUCUUCCAAGCCGUGCACUUCCCGGUGCGGCGACGAUCUUUUCGAUCUCAACACACGGCAUCUUGUCGCGUUUCCUUAGACAUAAUUGACCACGACGACGACGGCGGCGACGGUGGUGGCAACGCAACUCGACAACUACGACAACUACGACGACGACGACGACUACGACGACGACGACGACUACGACGAUCACGACGACGACGACGACGACGACGACGACGACGACGAUAACGACACAACGAUAACGAUAGAAUAAAGAUUAUUUUUCGCGGUGAAAAAGAGUAAAGUACCACUCUAGGACAGCGUGCUGACUCGCGUUUCUUCGCUUCGGCUCGUGUCCUUCUUGUCUGUCUCGCCGGGAGGAGAAUUCCCCGAGAAAAGUGCUCGAUCAACGAGAGACGACGAAGAAACAUGGGGAAAGGGACGUCGUUGCUGUAUAUGAUUGACGGUUUGCAAUGAAUUUCCCGCCGUUCGGAGGCCACUUUCCCGGCACUAUACCGAGUAUCCAUCAGUUCGCGACCGACGGCUCCGGUGGUGCAGGCGCGCGUUACGCUAAUCAUUUUCCCAACCAGCCUCCGAUCGGAGUGCCGGUUAUGGGAAAGUACCGUCCUGAGACCAACGGCGUACAAACUCCUCAAUCUCAAGUGAUGAUGAACAACAAGGCUAAUUAUCCAAACAGCAACGUCCACCAUUAUCCCAAUGUGCCAUAUUCUCAAGCUCAACCGGUGCAACAGAGACCCUCCAAUUCUCCUGGAAUGCAAGAGAAACGUUCGUAUCAUCAGCAAGCCACCGAGACUAUAAAUCAACAGGACGUUUGCAAUCUCCUACAGGAUAAGGACAAAAGCAAGGAUAAGAAGGCGGAUGAGCAGCAGCGUAACGGGGACACUGCGACCAAUGGUGGACAGCAGGACUAUACGAUGCAUCAACAUCAUCAACAACAUGCCCACACCCAAACACCUGCUACGAUGCCUGCAACCUGGCAGUCCUUGGCAACGCCUGGCUCCACCGUAGCUGAUUAUCUUAGUCAUUUACCAGCUAGUACUUUGCCGCUUAGCUUACAUCAUUUUCUCAAGUACUCUGCAGAAAGUAUAAAGAAGGAAUCCGAAAUGGCACAAACAACAUCCGUAGCUGUAGCUACCACAACUACGCCUAAUAUCAUGAUGUCACCAAAUAACAAGAAAAAGAAGAAGAAGAAGCCACCAAAGGAAAAAAAACCACGCCCAAAACCAGGAGAAAUUCGAUUGACUACAGCUUUAGAUGGCUCUACACUUUACUGCUGUCCUGAGUGUCAUAUGGCAUACCCUGAACGAGAAUUGCUGGAACAACAUCUAUUAGGUCAUACUAUGGAACGAAGAUUUGUCUGUGACAUUUGUGGAGCGGGUUUAAAAAGGAAAGAUCAUUUGACACGCCACAAGCAAAGUCAUAAUCCUGAAAGACCUUAUGUCUGCACUGUGUGCCUAAAAGCUUUCAAGAGAAAAGAACAAUUGACGUUGCACUUUGUAAUACAUUCUGGCGAGAAACGUCAUGUGUGUACAGAGUGUGGUAAAGGCUUUUAUAGAAAAGAUCAUUUGCGAAAGCAUACUAGGAGUCAUAUUGCUAGGAGAGUGAAAGCUGAAUUAAGUCAGAAUGCUGGUACUCAACAGAAUCAACAGCAGAAUAAUGUAUCCAGUAUGCAAACGACGACCGUGUCAGCAUCGUCCGUUCUUCCAGGCGGGCAUCCAGGUCCUCUCCUAUCCUGAGCCCCGCCACCAGGGAACUUCCAAGUUCCCCAUCCAAACAAUAUUCUUCAUACUCAUACUUCGCAUCAUACAUUACAUCAUCAUCACUUGGCCGCAGUCAAUGUGGCGCACCAAUCGAACGUUACUCCGCUUGCUACACCCAGCCAUUAUCAGACGCACGAGCUCGGCUUUCUAGGACAUGUAAAAGAUUUCUGAGAGCAGGGGAAGACCUCGACUAAGAGGUAACAUUAUGACGCUACACGAUUGUCUCCGCGAACAGAGUUUCAGCGAUUUCACGUGGCUCGGACAUAGUGAGUUUUCUACAUAUAUUUCAUUUAAAAGUGAUUCAAACGAUGUUCUGCUUCUUGCAUCCUUCUUAUAAACGACGAUGAAUUCAUUCGUUCAUGCGGAUGCUAUUUAACGUACGAAUUCUUGCAUCCACAAUUAUAUUUGGAUGCAAAACGAUUCGAAGGAUGUCCAGAAUUUGUUCAACAUUUUCUCUUUAGAUCUUUAUAGCAUGAAUAAAUGUGAUAUACGAGCAAGGAUCGAGAACAGACACGUUCACACUAUAGUAUGGGUUGAAGUGCAUACAAAGUAUAAUUUCAGUAAGAGAACUAGAUUAGGAGCCUGAUUUAAGAGUCUUGCCAUACUCAUGGUAUGUAUGAAAAACAAAACAUAUUUUUGUGAAAGCUUGGUAUUAAUAUAUGGAAACUAAGCUAGUUAGCGGGGGAGAGAGAAAUACAAUGAAUUAUAUUUUUUUUCUUCAUAACUGUGCUGGAUCGAAAUGCUGUAUUUGCGAGUGUAUCUAUCAGAUUUUUAUAAUUAUCUGAUUCGGUUGAAUAGUGCAAAACAAGUUAUCAUAUUAAAGAAUCUUUUAGAAUUGUAAGGGCAAUAUAGAUGCAAAAACAUUCGUCCCAAUGUCUAUUCGAUUGUAUGUCUUUCAGUUUGAAUUAAUAUCAUAAAAAUUUGAUAUUUUCUCAAUAUUUUAUAUUUCAACAUAUUGAGUAUACUUUAACAAUGCAUUAUAUAGAUGAUACUUCUUAAUAUACUAAAUUUAUUUACUAAAUUUAUUUUAAAUGAAAAUUUUUUAAUUUUUAAAAUAUAGGAUUUAUUAAAAAAGAAAACAUAUAUUAAUAAUUAUUAUUAUGUAUGGCAAUAUUCUGUGCACGGUAAAAGUUAUACUUCUUUUGUUUUCUUUGAUUUUGCAUACAAAGUUGACAGUAUUUUAUAUUUUACGAUAGUUCCAAAAUUGUGCUUAUAUGUAUACUUUUAUACAUAAGUGCGUAAAUAUUUAUAUGAAUAUAUAUAUAUAUAUAUAUAUUUUACGAUUCAUCAAGAUCGUACUAAAAUCCUUUGUAAACAAACUCUUAUUGAGUUUGUUUCGUUUUUAUAUGAUUUUUACAUUGUUUUUAUAGAUAUUUUUCGUUAGAUCUGUUUAAUCUUCGUUGAGUACUGAUUACAUUCGUAAGUUCUGUCCUUAAAGGUACAGUAUAUAUUUAGGUUUUUUGUUUUUUCUUUUUAUAUGUGUAUACAGUACAUUAUGUUCAAAUAAGUACAGUUGAUAAACUGUUUAAUUUAUAUAUUGAGCCUUUUGUAAAGAUAACCCUCGUGGACUGUGAUCAUUUUGGAUAGAGAUUUCUUGCUCUAGUUAUCCAAAUGAACUUGCGUUAUCAAUUAUCUAUCUAAUUUUUUUUUUUAGACUUAUUAAUUGUGCCAUUCUUUUUAAAUCCUCCUUGCCGUUUUCUCUUGCCAUACCAAUAACUGUUCGGUUACGAUCGCUCACACUAUCGUACAUUUAUGUUUGUCGUCAAGUAUCUUGUACGUGUUUAAACAUUAAUUCAACGUCAAUAUGAUGGAAGAUAGUGUUGAAUAUGUUUAGGUACUGUAUAAAUGUAACGUAUAUGCCUGGUUAGGAAUGUGAUGCGAAUUUUUCAAAUGGAAAAAAGAUUGGAAAGUUUCAGAUAUGUAGAAUGCCAAUUGUAGAAUGUAUCUUUACACAACAAUUUUAGAUUUUUCAUUUGAAGUAGGCGAAAUAAACUUUUAAUCGAGGAGAAGACUAUGAGAAAGAGGAUUUCUAAACCAAUGAUAAUUUUUAACAUAAUGUUGAAACUAAUAAUGUCGAUGGUUUUUACUAUAUUCAUUAUAACCAACUUUUUUGAAGUAUUGCAUCUGUGUUGUAUAAUACUUUCAUACUUAAAGAUCAAAUGUCAUAGCACAACGAUGAUUAACUAUUAAACUAAUGCACCAUUUAAAGAACUAUCUAAUCGAUAUAGACAAUAGCCCAAUAGUUUCUGACAUAGUCUCUUGAGAAAUGUCACUUUUAAUUUGAUUAUACUUUGUUCGAUAAAUAAUAUCUUCUUUCCAAAAGUAAUAAACAAUUGAAAGAAAAUCCAAGAAAGUUAUAAAAUUAUCGUACGGUUGAUCCUCGUUGUUGACUCUUCCGCAUCAUGUUUCUAGCGUGAUACGUUUUAGCAAGUAACACGAAAAUUCAGGUUUCGUCAGACCUCAAGUAUAAUGAUAUAAUAAGAAUAUGACAUACAUAGUAUAUACUAAAAGUUGUAUAUAUCUAUAUAUUUAUAUUUAUAUAUAUAUAGAUAUAUAUAUAGAUACAUAAAUAUUAUAUUAUAAAAGUAUAAGAGAAUGAGCUGUAUUAAAAUACUCCACCGCCACGUAUUUGUAAUCGUAAAUAACAACAACAACAACAACAAAAAAAGAGAGUACACCUUAGACGGUACAUUUAGUAAGUAAGUUUGUAUACAAGACAACAAAAAUACGACGUAAAUUGAGAAAGAAAAAAAUUAGUGCGCGUGCGAAAGCGAGAAAAAAAAGAGAGAGAGAAAGAAAGAAUGAAAGUGAGAGCGAGAAAGGAUGAGAGAGAACGAGAGAAAGAAAAGUCGAAGAAGAAAGAGCGAGAGAUAGUCUCCUAAAACGGAGCAAGCCAAAUAUGGAGCUACUGAAGAAAAAACUCGCAAUGUCGAUAUUGUGUGUGUGUGUAGUUAUACCGAGAAUUCAAAGAGAAAGAGAGAGAGAGAGAGAGAGAGAGAGAGAACAAAAAAAAAUGCCGUGCGUAUUAUUGAUCUAAUCAUGCGAAGAGAAAAUAAUUAAUAAAAUAUAGCUUUAUGAUUUAUACAACGGAGUUGAGUGAUGAGAAGAAAGUUUUCCAAAAAUUGUACAUCUUUACAAAAAUAAUGUGAAAUGUGACAUCACAAAAUGGUGGUCUAUUCAAAAGCUAUGAUUAAGAAAACGGUGUUCUCGUAUUCGACGGAUUUUUUAUACUUUUUAAUGAAAAAAGAAAAUAAUAAUAAUAAUAAUAAUAAUAAUAAUAAUAAUAAUAAUAAUAAUAAUAAUUAAACAAAGUAAAUUAUCCGUCUCUUCGAGUAAAUAGAAGUUGGUGUUCCUAAGAAAAAAAAAAAGGAAAGAAAAGAAAAAAAAAUGAAAAGAAAGAACGAUAUUUAAAAUAGUUCUCUCUUUUUCUUUCUCUUCUCUCACUCUCUCUCUCUCUCUCUCUUUCUCUCUCUGUCUUUCUUUCUUUCUCUCUCUCUCUCUCUCUCUCUCUCUCUCUCUCUUUCUCUCUCUCUCUCUCUCUCUCUUGCUUUUUCUCUCUUUUUCUCUCAAAAUAAAAGGAAAAACAAUUCUCCAGUGCCUUCGCAUAGCGCUGGAAUUUUUCGUAUUUCUUCUAACUUUUUCGAUGAGUAAAAUAAAAGAAAUGGCGUUGUGCGUGACUCUUUUUGGAACACCGCGUAUAUGUACUUGCUACUUCCUCCAUUUUCUUUUUCGCAUAUAAGAUCUUCGCGCGGUAAAGUUCAUAUACGCGAAAGAAAGAGAGAGAGAGAGAGAGAGAGAGAGAGAGAAAGAAAGAGACAGAAAUAACGACAAAAAGUAAGGUUAAAUAUUUUUGGUAAUGAAAACGAUACAAAUCAUCGAAAACGACGACGAUGAUAAUGAUGAUGAUGAUGAUGAUGAUGAUGAGAAUGAUGAUGAUAAUGAUGAUAAUGAUGACGAUGAUGAUGAUAAUUAUGAUAAUGAUGAUGAUGAUGAUGACGAUGAUGAUGAUGAUGAUAAUGAUCAUUGCACCUUGUUAUUGACAAAUUCGUACAAGUAUCGAUGAAAGAUACGAUAGAGAAAAAAGAAGAUAUUGACAUAUUGACAUCCAUGUUUCUUUGUUUUUUUAAUUUUUAAUUUUUCUUUUGAACACUUUUGAACACGUUCAACAUGUUUCAAAGGGCUUUAAUUUUUUUUAUUUCAAAACACAUUUAGAAAUCGUGUACUUAAUCAUUCGUGCGACUCAAAAUGCAAAAUAAUGUAUUUUUACAUUGCGCUAUUUGAAUAUAUUCUCUACACAUACGUACAUACAUAAAUACACACAUACAUAUAUAUAUAUAUAUCAUAUACUUAAAUCGAUAAGUACGUAAUAUAUUUAAUUUGAUCGCUUCGAGUUAAAUAAUUAGACAUAUUUUUUACAUUUCGUGCGUUAAUUUUUGUCAACGUUUUUCUUUUUUUUUUUUUUUUUUACGUAGUCACAUUUUUAGCGGGAAAUUCAAAGAUGAGAAGUAGAGGAAGGGACGUAUUAAUUUUGACUUGUCAAAUCGAGUAAUGAAAGUAAACGUUGAAUAGAUUGUCAAAUUUUAUUGGUUAGUUUACUUGAAAAGAUCGACGUAAUGAAAGGAAAAAAAGGAAAGAAAAUAAACAACAUGAAUGAUUUUAUAAUGUUCUAACUCGAUGAUGAUUAAGAUUUCAAAAAAUCGAAAAAAAUAUAGGUCACGAAAGGAAGGAUUUAUGUUUAUAUACAUAUGCUUCUUACUCUGGCUCGUUCGGUCGUACAUAAACAUUAAUAAUGUAACAGUGUGUCGAUUAGAGGUUAGCGUCUUCAUAUAUUUUUUAAUGACAGAAGCGUUAUCUCUCGUGAUCAAAUAAAACAAAAAAAAAAAAAAAAAAAAAAAAAAAAAAAAAAAAAAGGAAAAAAGAUAAGGACGUUCGUUUUUCCAUUACGUGAGCAUCAUUCGUAAUGCUUCACAUGCAUAAGUAGUUGUCGUAAAUUUAACUUUUUCCCGUAUAUUUGAAUAUCUUGGAUUUUCCUGGAUUUUGCAGGCGAAGCGCAUUUUUGCCAUUUACUGUUGUUAGAAAGUGAACUCUAAACAGCUUAUUUUAUUAUAUCGCAUUCAUACAUAUUAUUAUACGCUGUGGAUAUGUAUAUGUAAAAUAAUAUACUGUUCAAAACAAUUAGAGGAUCAUUACUGUGAACUAGUUUUAUCAGCACCGAUCAAAUGAACGGAAAGAAACACAAAAAAAAGCUUCCCGAAAAAUUCUGUGAAUUAAUUUCUUUUUACACUUUAUUAUAACGCAUUUACUACUCUUCAUUAAAAAAAAAAAAAAAAAAAAAAAAAAAAUAAAUGAACAAACAAAAAUUCUUGAAAUUAUAUUUGCGGCGUGGAACGUGGAUAAAGAUUACAAUAUGUAAUCCUCUAAUUGUUCUGAACAUUUUAAAUAAAAGAUGAGAACCGCAGGCCCUUAAUCCGUAAGAUUAGAGGGUUUCCAGGCAAUAAUUCAUUAUUAAAUAUACAUAUGUCACCCAUUGUACGAACGAAAAUAAUUUUCGACCAAUGAGGGGACAUAUCCAUGCCUAUAACUAUUAUUACGGGAAAGAGUUAAGAAUAAUAUUUUCGAUUAUCGAAACAGAUUUUUGUGUAAUAGCCGUUCUCUCGAUGGACAGAGAAGAAAAAAAUUCUUACUUACACUAAAAAAAAAAAGGAAGGAAGAAUGAUAAAUGCACACACUCACAUGAACACACAUAUACACAUACACACUUCAUGUUGUAAAUCAAAUAGAAUUUCUCCGAAGGAUGAGUGUAACGGAUGAGAACAAUAUUUUUCUACGCAACGUCGAAACUCUUAAUCGUACUAAAUCGAUCGAUAGAGCCAAAAGUGAACUCGAUUGAAAGCCUUCGUAUAAGAAACGCGUGAUCUUCGAACGGGUCAAACUAAAACGGGUUUGCAACAAAAAAAAAACCGAUUGGAAUGUGGCCUAAAGAAUUAUUAUUAUUAUUAUUAUUACAUUAAUACUAUUAUUACUAUUAUUAUUAUUAUUAUUAUUAUUAUUAUUUUUUUUUUUAUUAUUUUUAUUAUUAUUAUUAUUAUUAUUAUUAUUAUUAUUAUUAUUAUUGUUACUAUUACAUUAUUAUGUACGAAGUUUCAAAUUUAGAGUUCUGAAUAUUGAGAAAAAAAUUGCUGCAAUUUUUUCAUGUACAUUGCAUUUUGCUAUAUUUGUUUGUAAUUAAUCACAUUCCUAUCGAUUAAAGUCAUUUUUUUUUGGGUGCGAACCAAGCCUUGUUCUUUCCUCGUUCGUCAGCGAAGAACAAAAUGUUUUAGUUUGCUCGGCUUGUCGUCCACUUGGCGUGCAUGCGUGCGUGCGUGCGUGUACCACACAACAUACAUUUUAAUGCGUGCGAUUCUAUAAGCGAUUUUUUCGCGAAGGACCCAACGUCGUCGUCGUCAGCGCGCGAACGAGUGAGAUACGAUCGAAGGGAAAUGUGGAAAAGCUACAUAUAUAAAAAAAAAAAUUCCUCGACAUAGUACAAAGCAUUUAAAAGCUCAAUUAUAUAUAUUUUUUUUCCCCGAAUAGUCUAGACGAGAGAGUCAUUUGAAGAUUUUACAAGUUUUUUAGUGGGCCGUUUCGAAAAGCUUACCAUGUGACCAUGAAGAAGAGGAAACUUAUAAUUCCCACCACAAAAAGAAAGUUCGUAAUGCGAAGUAUUUUUCAAUAUAUUUCUUAAUUUUUCUGUGUUUUCUCUCUCUCUCUCUCUCUCUCUCUCUCAAUCUUUCUCUCUCUCUUUUUCUCAAUCUCUCCAAAAUACGAGAAUAUAAUAUCCAAUAAUUAUUCUUGAUACUAUGAAUAAAAUGUAAAAUUUAUAUUGAAAUCAUUUUAUUAGAAUUAUGUGUACUUCGUGGACACCCGGUAAGCAUUAAUUCGAGAAAAAGGACACUUUGUAAUCAAUCCAUCAAAGGACAAAAUUUUUUGUUCGGACGUAUCCUAAUAUUGUUCUGUUUUCUGAUUUUUUAAUUUUUUUGUUUUUUUU
Messenger RNA from Vespa velutina, 9922 nucleotides. Its product is annotated as zinc finger protein Gfi-1b-like. Gene Ontology annotation, molecular function: RNA polymerase II cis-regulatory region sequence-specific DNA binding; DNA-binding transcription factor activity, RNA polymerase II-specific. The transcript has 4 exons. The record is from RefSeq and is a predicted model, not a curated record. Gene Ontology annotation, biological process: regulation of transcription by RNA polymerase II. Gene Ontology annotation, cellular component: nucleus. Lineage: Eukaryota; Metazoa; Arthropoda; Insecta; Hymenoptera; Vespidae. Bases 1588 to 2871 code for a protein of 427 amino acids.